CACGCAACAACCAGAUAUCAACUUCCAACUUUCAGCCACGAGUAGAUUAAAUGAAGGCAGGAACGGGCAGAUAUGUGGGCAGAUGAUGGUGGCAUAUGUAUAGUUGUCAUGUUUCACUGUGGUAUGAAAGUGGUAUGAAAACAGAUGUGACAGCAACAUUGUGUCAACUCUUACCAGUGCUCUCAUCAUAAACCUGAUGAAAGCACAAUUUGGGACACUAAUGUGCUGAGCAUGAUGGUAAAAAAAAUAAUCUGGGUUUGGCAACCAUUUUUGGCAACAAGAGCUACAUUGUCAAUAGUUGGCACAUGCUUUUCCCUGUUUUCAUCUCCAUUUUGGUUUCUCAUUAGCAAUGACACCAACGCGAACCAACUUAUAGAAUAACACUUAGCAUUCUGUUGAGAUUCACAGGCCACUGAGGGGACAUUCUAGUUCCACAUCCACAGUAGCUUAAUAUCUUCCCGUUUCAUUAGAAAGGUUUAGGUUCACUGCACCCAUGAACAGUUGAUUUGAAGAGUGGGGGAGGAAGGCAGUGAUCCUACCACUGGCUAUUGUCUUGGGACACAGCGUGGAAGCUCAGACAAAUCCCUCUUAGUUGCAGGUGGUCAGGCGUGAGCAAAGAGUUAAGUCCCAGGGUCUCUCUGCCCCUCCCCUUUGAUGUUCUGACAUCACCUAGCCCCGCCUCCUGAAAGAUCUUUCUCCGUCUGCUUUGCUUUCCAGAAACAACAAGUGUCUGUUCCUUCAGUUCAGUCUCUGUUCUACUGUGGAAGAGUAGAGUUCACAGGAGGUGUAUGCCAAUCCAAAGCCUCAGUGCUAGCUUCAGGAAACCAGACCGAGGUUUUAGAACAAGCCACUUCGGAACUUGUCACUCUUGAUAACCUUCAAUGUUGUUCUUGUAAAUGCUGGGAUUCCCCCGGGGACAGGAACAGGACGAAAUGCUUUGAUGUGGGAGAAGAGGCUCUUUGCGCCGCCGCAGUAAAAGCUGCGGACCAGGUCUCUGAGGCUGCAGUGUCUCCAUACGAGCAGUCAUGGCUGUUCAGACGGCAGUUAUGAACUCUCCGUUCAUCAACUUCUGUUUCCCUGGGGCUGUUCUGAUGGAGUAUGACAUGGACAAGAGCCUGGAUGGGAGUCUGCUGGGGGAGAUGGGGAGCGAGGAGGGGGGCGACUUCAGAGAGACCACCAGGGAUCUGCUCAGCUUCAUCGACUCUGCCUCCAGCAAUAUCAAACUGGCUCUGGACAAGCCGGUCAAGUCCAAGCGGAAAGUCAACCACCGGAAGUACCUUCAGAAGCAGAUCAAGAGGUGUACCGGCAUCAUCAGUCCUCUGGGGAACCCGGCACCAGCAGCCCCAGGCCCAGGGCUUGGGCCCAACAAGAGGCAAGGUUCUGGUUCACCCACCCAGGCCCAGCCGCAUACCAGCCCGUUCCAGCCAGGCAAACCCAUCCUGAAGCGGGAUGGGCUUCAGGCCAACCUGCAGAGCAAGAGCCUGGCUGCCCUGUUCAAACCCGUCAAGGAUCCGGUCAAGGGGGAGCGAGCCAAGAAACCUCCACUGAGGCACCGGAACCUUCCCCUGUCCUUUUUCACCGAGCCGGCCAACAGCCCCACCACCGCCACCAACACCCCUGGUGUGACCUCGACUUCCGGAAUGUUCCUCGAGGACCUCGAGCGGGGAGGCGGGAAUCCAGAGGCAGCUGACUUCUUUGAGCUGCUGGGGCCAGACUACAGUCAAAUGCUGGGUGACCAGGACUUGUUUCAGCCUCAGAGCAGGGCUGGUAGGGUCUUUCAGCACCUGAACCCGGACAUUAACGGGCCAGACCAGGCCUUACCCCCCUCUUACGACCCUCAACAACUUGUGGGUGGAUUUUUGUACGCAGAACCUUGGAGUACCACGUCUUGCACCGGACCUUCUAAGAAGGGAGGGGAGAACACACGGAACAGCCUGGGUCCUCAGACUAUGUUAUACAGCCACUCCGACCCCCCAAUGACUGGUUCUGGAGAGGACAACACACUGUGUGCCUUGGCCUUUUCCAAUUACUUCCCAGACUGCUCUGUUCCCCAGGUGUCCUAUGAUUUGAGUGGUGGUGGCUACACUAGAACAGUUUUUUCUUCUCUUCAGCAAUGAGAUGUUCAUUCACUGCUUUGCCAGUCUGGGACUGGAGGUUGUUUGUUUAUUAUGGAGUUAGAUACAGUAUUGCGAUGCUGUCAUUGGUAGUGAAGAGUUUUUUCCUGAUAUACUGUAAUGUUUAUAGACCUGGACGUUAGUUCAACUCUUAACGAAAAUGUUCAAUUAUCCAUGCCAUUCAUUUGCAAAAAUGUGACACAAGCUUUUUAAUUAAUAUAUGUCUGGGAAAAGCUCCUAUAUGAACGGAUAAAUAUUACAAUGUCUCUUUGAUCUCUACUGGAAACAGAAGAGGGUUGAAAAAGGGACAGUUUAUUUCACUGUUAAGGAUAAUCAUCACAAUGUAGCUGGAACACCGUACUGAACAUGCUCUGACUGAACACCUGAGUAUCGUACUGAACAUGCUCUGACUGAACACUGAACUGAACAUGCUCUGACUGAACACCGUACUGAACAUGCUCUGACUGAACACUGUACUGAACAUGCUCUGACUGAACACUGUACCGAACAUGCUCUGACUUAACACCUGAGUACCGUACUGAACAUGCUCUGACGGGAAAACUGUACUGAACAUGCUCUGACUGAACACCUGAGUACCGUACUGAACAUGCUCUGACUGAACACUGUACUGAACAUGCUCUGACUGAACACCUGAGUACCGUACUGAACAUGCUCUGACUGAACACCUGAGUACUGUACUGAACAUGCUCUGACUGAACACUGUACUGAACAUGCUCUGACUGAACACCGUACUGAACAUGCUCUGACCGAACACCUGAACACUGUACUGAACAUGCUCUGUCUGAACACCUGAACACUGUACUGAACAUGUUCUGACUGAACACCUGAGUACUGUACUGAACAUGCUCUGACUGAACACCUGAACACUGUACUGUACAUGCUCUGACUGAACACUGUACUGAACAUGCUCUGACUGAACAACUGAACACUGUACUGAACAUGCUCUGACUGAACACCUGAGUACUGUACUGAACGUGCUAUGACUGAACCCCUUAACACUGUACUGAACAUGAUCUGACUGAACACCUGAGUAUUGUACUGAACAUGGUCUGACUGAACACCUGAGUACUGUACUGAACAUGGUCUGACUGAACACCUGAGUACUGUACUGAACGUGCUAUGACUGAACCCCUGAACACUGUACUGAACAUGCUAUGACUGAACACCUGAGUAUUGUACUGAACAUGGUCUGACUGAACACCUGAGUACCGUACUGAACAUGGUCUGACUGAACACCUGAACACUGUACUGAACAUGCUCUGACUGAACACCUGAACACUGUACUGAACAUGCUCUGACUGAACACCUGAACACUGUACUGAACAUGCUCUGACUGAACACCACACUGAAGAUGCUCUGACUGAACACCUGAAAACCAUACUGAAUAUGCUCUGACAAAACACCGUACUGAACAUGCUGUCAUUACUCAGCACAUAAAAACCUGCCGCAUGGUUUAAAAAGCAACACUGCGUAGCAUGUUUGAAUAGGUGGCGGACAUACAGCUGUUAGAAGAGCUAUUAUCCCACUUUCUCAUAAUCUGAAGAUGCUAUACAAAAUGUAAAGAAGAAUACUGUGUUCAAGGAAUGUGACAAGACAAAAUAAAGCUGGCCUUUAUUACUAUAA
Esox lucius (northern pike) is the source of this 3758-nucleotide messenger RNA. RefSeq names its product protein FAM181B. The record is from RefSeq and is a predicted model, not a curated record. Lineage: Eukaryota; Metazoa; Chordata; Actinopteri; Esociformes; Esocidae. The transcript has a single exon. Bases 1026 to 2117 code for a protein of 363 amino acids.